Molecule: messenger RNA, 5101 nt
Organism: Gadus chalcogrammus (walleye pollock)
Lineage: Eukaryota; Metazoa; Chordata; Actinopteri; Gadiformes; Gadidae
Gene: sema4e
Product: semaphorin 4e
Exons: 15
Coding region: 819-3077 (752 amino acids)
Biological process (GO): positive regulation of cell migration; semaphorin-plexin signaling pathway; negative regulation of axon extension involved in axon guidance
Molecular function (GO): chemorepellent activity; semaphorin receptor binding
Source: RefSeq, a predicted model, not a curated record
UAAAAAAAGCAUGUUUCUGUGUUUGUAGAAGGGAAUAGAUGGCGCUGAGUGAUCUGCGGCACCGGGGAGAAAAAAUUUGAAACAUCUGCAUUCUUUGACAUGUUGCAGCUCAUCUGCAAAUAGACAAACUGUUCACUUAGGAAAUACUUUAACCGACGAAACCCCUCAUCACCGUUUGUAUGUGUUUAUUGUAUUGCAUACAAAUGUAUUGUGGUUCAAGGACACAAUUAUUUGAAUUUGUGCUAUAUUCAGCUUUUUUUUUUAGUUUUAGGAUAAUGGUAGUGCAUUCGUUAUGCGCGUUAAACCAUUUGUCUCUGAGUAAAUGUGUCCCCCCUCAGAGGACAGCAGCUGCUAUUGCAAUCUGCUCUGCUUCUCCAGGCGCCGGCCUUUCUAUGUGAAUGUCUUUAUUGUGCGCUUGUGUUUGGGGCCGCAGGAGCACUGAAGUUGACAUCCCUGCGCCCCGCUGAAUGCUUUUCAUGACCCGACAUUACCAUCACUAUGGCCCUGACAGACUUACUGCAGCACUGACUUCAGCUCUCUGCACUGCCUGGCUUGUCCCCUCCAACUGCUAUUUUCCUCAUUCACCAUCUGUGCGCCAUCUCUCAAUCGACUCUUACUGGUCUGAGCCAUCCGUCUUGCCAUGGGCGGCCUCCUGGAAGAGGCCGCUGAAGGGGCCAGUACCCUGCAGCCAUCGCUGACUUGUUCUGCCCAGUUGGUGCCGUCUUAACCACGUCAUGACACAGUCCUAACACUCAAAGAAAGGGGGGAAAUAGUGACAUUUUAUUUCAAUAGCAGUAAAAGAAACUAGCGGAGCUGUGAUGGAUCUUCUCCUUUCCCUGAGGCUUUUAUGGCUCAUGCCUCUGGCCUGGACGCUUGGAGGGUGCUCCCCCUCAAUGGAGGGCAUAUCACGCAAAACUAUACCCUACCACAAAGACCACGGUCAGCUGUUCCAUGAGGCGGGAGUGUGGAACUACUCCACCAUGCUGCUGAGAGAAGAGCUGGGCCUGCUGCUGCUGGGGGCCCGCGACACCAUCUAUGCCCUGGACCUGGACAACAUCUCAGACAAGAAGGCUUCAGUCAAAUGGGAAGUACCUGAGGCAAAACAAACCGAAUGUAAAAAUAAAGGGAAAGAUGCAGAGAUACACUGCAAGAACUAUAUUCGGGUCCUGCACACCCUGAGUGAUGGACGGAUGUAUGUUUGUGGGACCAAUGCCUUUGACCCAGAGUGUGACUUAAUGUCCUACAAAGAUGGAAACCUCAUUCUUGAGAAGGAGGUUUCCAUAGGGGAUGGGAAAGGAAAGUGUCCCUUCGACCCAUUCCAGACCUAUGCCUCCAUCAUGGUUGACGAUAACCUGUAUUCGGCCACCUCCAUGAACUUCCUGGGCUCUGAGCCUGUGGUCAUGCGUAGCUCCUCUGUCUCCAUACGCACCGAGUUCAAGAGCUACUGGUUAAACGAGCCCAACUUCAUCUCCAUGGCCCAGGUGCCAGAGAGCAAGGACAACAGCGAGGGAGACGACGACAAGGUGUACCUCUUCUUCAACGAGGCCGCGCUGGAGUACGACUCGUACAGCAAACUUAUGGUUUCCCGCGUGGCCCGAGUUUGUAAGGGGGACCUCGGGGGCCAGAGGACGCUCCAGAAGAAGUGGACGUCGUUCCUGAAGGCCAGGUUGGACUGCCCCCUGCCGGAGUCCAAGCUGCCCUUCACCAUCCAGGACACGUUCCUCUUAUGCGAACCGCAGGUGUCCUGGAAGGAGUGCCUGUUCUACGCCGUCUUCACCCAGCAGCCGCACUCCCCUGCGCUGACGGCGGUGUGUUCGUACCGCGUGGCCGACAUCAGCGCCGUGUUCUCCAAAGGGAAGUACAAGAACCCGUUACCCGUAGAAACGUCCUACGUGAAGUGGGUCAUGUACAGCGGAGACGUCCCCUCUCCCCGGCCCGGGGCUUGUAUAGACAAUGAGGCUCGUAAACAGGGCAUUAAUCAGACACUGGACCUCCCAGACCGGACCCUUCAGUUCGUCAAAGACAGGCCGCUCAUGGACCAGGCCGUCCCGCCAAUCGGAGUGGGACCCCUGCUGGUACAGAGAGGAGCUGCGUUCUCGCGGAUCGUGGUGACCCGUGUGACGGCCUUUGAUGACCAGAAGUACCACGUGGCGUUCAUUGGCACAGAGAGUGGCACUCUGGUGAAGGCUGUGAACUAUGAUGGAAAGAUGUUUAUCAUAGAGGAGGUGCAGCUAUUCCCCUCCCGAGAGCCAAUAAAAGUGCUCAAAUUAUCUGAGGCCAAGGGCUAUCUGUAUGCAGGCUCUGCGUCUGGAGCAGUGCAGAUGCCACUAGCCACCUGUGGGAGGUCUCUGUCCUGCAUGGACUGUGUCCUAGCCAGAGACCCCUACUGUGGCUGGGACCAAACCACAUCUAAAUGUAUCGCUCAUCUCCAUGGGCAAAGUGAACUGAUCCAGAGUGUGAAAAACGGAGAUGCAUCUCUCUGUCCAGCCGCCGGCACUGUGACGCCCGUCAAUGAGUCCAUCUGGCUGAGGAGCAACCUCAGACUGCCGUGCCGGCCCCCGUCCAACCUGGCGGCGGUCAGCUGGCAGAGGGACACCAUCCCCCUAGCCCCGUCGGACCACUAUCAGGUGCUGCCAGACGGCCUGCUCAUCUCCAACGCCUCGGCCCUCCAUGCCGGCCACUACCGCUGCUUGUCUCUGGAGCGAUCCACCGCUGGCGACUACACCAGCGUGGUGGCCGACUACCAGGUGGGACUCGUCGCCGGGGAGUGGCCGCUGAGUCCCGAGGCCCGGCAGGAUGGUCCCUCGGUGGCCGGGCUGCAGGCGACGGUGGGGAUACUGGUGGUACUGCUCGCCGGGCUCCUCACCUGGAACCUCCUCAAGGGCCACCUGCCUCUUCCUUGUAAGCGCAAAGAGGACAGGAGUGGAGAGGAGUCUGGAUACGGCUCAGCCCAGCCUGCUGGGCUGGAGGCCGGGAAAAAACACUCUGGCCGGGGGAGUGGCGUUAGGAAUGGGGAAAAUGUUGUCCUUCAAACGGACGAACCCAAGCAGUUCAUAGGCGAUGAGUCUGAAAUAUGAAUGUCUGAAUCCCAUUUGCGUGAGCAACGACAUUGGUUUUGUUUUUUUAUUAUGCAAGGAUACCUUUGUUCUUUUACUCCUGGUAUGUUUAUUUUUAUUAACUCAUGUUGUAGGAUAUGAAAAGAUUUAUUUUAGGACUGUAAUUGAUUGUAUAUAAGUGCUUUGUAUAACUGCCAAUUCCUUCUUUUACACUUACUUUUGAAAAUUGCAAAUCAAUCUAACACUUGUAAAUGUAAUGAAUUGUCCAGGCCUACAGCUAUCGUUUGGCAUUUAAAUAUUUGGCUAGUGUUAUACUGUGAGUAUUUUGUAGGAUAUAGGAGCAUAUCCUUUGCUGAUUAGAAAAUACUUCAUCCUCCUGGUGCGAAACAACAUCCAGCUUGCAAAGAAUUCAGUGCUUCUGCAAUUUCAAUUGCAACAGGCUCACAUUGCAGAGGCUGUCUGCAAAGACAGAUGGUCUGUCACCACAUACGCAGACAAUCAGUCUGUGGUUUUUACUGUAGCAAAAAUAAUCUCUUCCGUUCCAUCCUGUGACAGACUACGAAAUAAAAAAAGAACCGUUGCAAAAGAACCAUCUUUUUAAUCAAUCACUGGAGGGAUACAAUAAAAAUAACUUUUCAAAACAGUAAUUUCAAAACGGUUAGACAUUACGGCAGUUUUUUAAACAGCCACCAGCUGCUAAGGAAUAAAAGUGAAAACGAUAAAACACUGAGGAGACGUCGGCUGGUGUAAACAGCGAGUAGCAGCUCGUUCCAGCUUAUCUCCUGUAGCGGUAUCUCUUAAAGUGGAACCACAGCUGGAAGAUCCCGUUGGCAAACUGACAGCGGAAGCCGUGACGAUGGGAGUACUCCCACUCCCUGUUGACGAUCUUGAACGCUAUGUCCUCGUAGGGGGGGCCCGCGUGGAACCGCAGGAUGCCAAAGUCCUUGUUGUCGGGACUGGGCUCCAGGAAGUACUGCGGCGUGGAGCGCUUGUUGAUCAGGUCGGGGUAGAAGAUGUUGAACUUGUAGCCCUGCACGAUCUUGGGCGGCGGGUUGUCAAAGUCAUAAUGGGUCUGAUUGUACUUGUUCCACUCGAAGCCGGUGUGCACCCUGUUGAAGAAGCGGGGCUUGCGGGGCCGGUACUUGUCGGCCCACAGGUACAUCUUGCCCGUGAGGGGCAGCUCCACGCUGAACUGGGCCUCGUCGUUGCCCAUGCCCUGCUUGGCGCGGCGGACAAACGCGUCCUCUGCGCUUUCACCCACGUCCCCUGAAAAUCAGAAACAGGCUAGGGGUGAGGACAGGACAGGCACAUAUAUACUGGAAUGGAAGAACAUGAACGGUACAGUAUAUCCUACUAAAAUAUCGUGGGAUAUAUUGUAAGAAGAAGUUAAACUGUUAGGUGAAGUAACUAUUAAAAGUUAUAAAAUAAAAAUGUAUUUUAGCUUCUUGGUUUGUGCUAGGACAAGUUGGAAGCACUUGGAAUAUUAAAGAGACCGGAUUCAUUAAUAAUGGGCUCAAAUAGUAACAGGCUCAAAAAAAUGGACAUUCUGUAAGAAGGCCUGGUCUGGGGGCAGGAGGUAGUCCAGUGAGGUGCCUGACCCCUACCUGCUCCUCUAAAGACGCACGCAUCCAACUACUUUGAGUCGUGGAUAGGAGUGUAAGUAGAAGUAUGUGAUAGUUGUGCAGGCUCGUCUCGUCUUACCGGUGACCUGCAGCCGCGUGCGGGCCAGGCGCAGCCUCUGCUGGUUCUCGUCGGCCGUGAUGGUGUGGGCGUCCAGCGGCAGCUCGGAGGCGGUGAGCAGCGUGGGGCUGUAGCGGCCCGAGUCAUACUCCGCCUGGCUCUGCUGGAUCAGGUCCUCCUCCGUCAGCACCGCCUCCUCCUUCUCCUCGCCCUCCUUCUCGCCCUCGCCCUCCUUCUCGUCCCCGUCCUUCUUCUGGCCCUCUCCGGAGGUGCCGGCCUCCUCGCCGUCGGGCUCCCCCGUGGCAGCGUCCCCGCUGGGCCCGGCGGAGGGCGAUGAGGGCCCCGCCUCUACGCCCCUCCUCCCA